CCCUCUUGCGACAUGCCUACAGUGCGGUUAUGCCUCUAAGUCGUGCUCCGACACGUGGGAGAUAUAGCCGCAUCGUGGGUGUUACAUUUCACCUUUGACUUUUGCUUUUGUCAAUGAAUCUAUUUCCUUGCUCUCUUAACUGUGAUGUCACUUUUACAGGAGGUUUCUCGUUCUUCUGGUGAUUCUUCACAAACUCAACUUCUGGCUUUCAAGACUGCCCCUGGCGGUCAAGCAAAGCCCAAGAAAGCCAGGGUGACUAAGCCGGCGGAAGACCCAAAAACCGCUGAACCGACAAUACCAACUCCUGCUCCUGAACAAUCCGAAGCACCAGAAGACCCUGCUGUCAACGUUCAAUCAGACCUUCCUGAGCCGUCAGUUAAUAAGACCAUUCUCAAUCCAUCUACCGUUGGGCCGUCCAGCUCAGCUAACCCGCCGGUGACUUCUGACAACAACAUUCUAAUCACUAGUAGUAGAUUCGUUGAGCCGAGCAAUCCACCUGUACUAGCCAGGCACUAUGUCAAGCAAGAGGCUUUGGAAAGGCAGAAAGUGCGGUUUGACGUCUCUCACUAUGCUCAUCUAAGUAUUAGUGACGUGCUAUCUGGAUACCUCUGUCAUGUGCAUUACAGCCAUGACUGUGAAAUUGAGAUGGUCAAACAGCUGCAACUGAAAUAUGAGAUAUGCUCUCCGGCUUUCAUUAGUUUACAUAUGUUCUGCCAGCCCCCAAGUCUCCGGAUUAUGAUGAACCUGAAUGAUCUGUAGACUUGUGAUAUAGGUUGAUGCUCUAUCUUAGAUUUUCCCUAAGUCCAGUGGAUUAGCAUAAAUUUCACCUGUAGUUCCCAAGGGUCGGCUUAAUUCAUCAUGAAUGAGCCGGUACUUGACUUCAUAACUGUCUUGAAUUAGUCCAAACAAAUAUUGUUAUCCGGCUUAAGAUGAAAAAACUUUCUUA
Molecule: messenger RNA, 946 nt
Organism: Triticum aestivum (bread wheat)
Lineage: Eukaryota; Viridiplantae; Streptophyta; Magnoliopsida; Poales; Poaceae
Exons: 2
Coding region: 145-759 (204 amino acids)
Source: RefSeq, a predicted model, not a curated record